Messenger RNA from Trametes versicolor FP-101664 SS1, 369 nucleotides. RefSeq lists its product as uncharacterized. The transcript is spliced from 3 exons. The record is from RefSeq and is a predicted model, not a curated record. The coding region runs from base 1 to 369 and encodes 122 amino acids. Lineage: Eukaryota; Fungi; Basidiomycota; Agaricomycetes; Polyporales; Polyporaceae.
AUGGCCGGAGACCUUGAAGCCAUGUUGCGCCACAUCGAGGUCGACGGGCGCUUCCACCCCCGCCACUUCGGCGCGCUCACGGACAACACGGGGCACUCCUCCGAGGCGAUAAGCGACGCUACCACAAGGCAAGAAGUCGACAACUACGUACCGUCGACGCAGUCGAAGACGGGCGUACGCACGAUGAAGCUAUGGCGCGCCGCAGGUGGAAACAGCUCGGACAACGACUUUGGCAGCUCCGCGGUCGCCCGCACAGACGAGCCGCCACCCCUCGGAACGUGGUCCCCGUCGGUGAAGACCUUUCAAGUCUUCGAGAGCAGCCGUCGUCGCUGCCUAUAUGCGAGCAGCAUUGAGCGCAGUGCGGCCUGA